AUGGCUGGUUUUAAUCCAAACCAAGCUCUUGAAGCACUGAGCCGGCGGCUGGUGGAGGUCUGGGCCUCGCAGCCCGAGGAUGCCGAGGCCUGGAUCGAUGGCUUGCGAGGUGCGACAAGGCAGGAGAAGCUCUGCGAAGCGCUGCACCGGCACGGGCUGAGUGAAGUACUGGGACGGCUGGCGCUUCUCCGAGGCGGGGCUCCUUCGAGACCUCCAGCAGCGGAUCGGGAGCCCGAGGCGGCUUGGUACCUGCAGUGGCCCCACAUCCGCAAUCGCUGCCGGGAGCUCGCGGAGACGGCCCGGAAGCGGCAGAAGCUGGAGGAGGAGACCUCGGAGCGCCGUCGCCUCGAGGCGGAGCUCCAGAAGUCGCAGCAGGAGAGCCGAGAGCUCGGCAAUCGCCUGGCCGCGGCAGAGGCGCAGGCGCGCAGCGCACAAAGCGAGAGUGCAACUCUCAAAGCGCAGCGCAAAAAGCUCGCAACUCGCGCUGCAGCUGCAGAGUCAGCUGUGACGGAGAUGCGGCAGGAGCUUCAGAUGGCGCAGGACGAGCAUGGCAAGUGCCAGGAGCGUUGCGAGGAGCUCGUGGCUCGGUGGGAGGCAGAAGCAGCUGAGCAUGCAGCGACCAAGGAGCGUCUCUCACAGACCGAAUCCGAUGCUGCGGAAAGGAGGGUGGAGGUGGAGCGGCCGCAAGAGGAGAGUCGCGGGUUUCAGGAGCGCUGCCAGCAGGCGGAGGCGGCCCGCUCGGUUUUGUCCGAGAGCAAUAAGGUGGAGCUACAGCUCGAGAAUGCAAGGCUCCAAGAGCGCUGCGAACAGUUCCAGCAGCAGCUUGCCAAGGCAGAGGCCGAGAGAUCGGCGAUGCUCGGUCAGAUGCAAGUUUUGUGGUCAGAGACGGGCAUGAACAAGGAACGCAUUCGCGAGCUGGAGAGGCACCUACAAAACGCGAAGAAGUCCCAUCAUCGCACCUCCGGUCACAACCCCCUUAGCGAAGCUUCGUGCGAGGAGGCCACCGACGGCCAGCAGCCCGAUCUUGCUGAGCAGCUGGGAUACAGCUUUGUGGAUGACGACGGCACAUCCUCUUCGGUCUUGAGCUGCUCCUCUUGGUUCUCGGUGAAGCUGGACUCCAUGGAACCUCACUGCUUCAUGGUCGAUGCCAUCUUCAAGACGCGGAGCUACGGCACCGACUUCUUCUUGAUGGGGCGAGACCUGAAGAAAGGCUCGCAGGUGGUGGCCGGAGAUGACGCAUCGAUCCUGGAGGUAGCCAAGACGCCGGAGAUCUGCGAAGCCAGCGAGGUUGUCGAGUUGCAGGCGGGAGAUGCCGUGCUACGGGUGACCCCAGACCACUUGGUGCAGGUCUCCCCAAAGGGCGACACAGAGGAGAGCCUGUACCUUGAGGCUGGCAAGCUGAAGGUGGGCGACCUGGUCAUGCUCGACUCCGGCGAGCCCGUGGCCCUCAGCAGCGUCGUCAUUCGGCCCAUUAUUUGCCAGGUGCUGAAGAUCGUCUUUGAGCCCUACCUGCCCGUGGCCGUCUUCUCUCGCCCCACCUGCAUCCUCAGCUUGGGCCACAAGAAGAAGCGGCCCAUUCGUCGUGGUGGAAGAAUCCGGGAAGGCGCGGGUCCCUCAGAUGACAGCAUGGACGGCGGCGUUUCUGUGCCGAUUACGGCGGGUGAGUACAUGGACUAG
Molecule: messenger RNA, 1677 nt
Organism: Symbiodinium sp. CCMP2592
Lineage: Eukaryota; Dinophyceae; Suessiales; Symbiodiniaceae
Source: the annotation of a GenBank genome assembly